This is a messenger RNA of Rhizophagus irregularis DAOM 181602=DAOM 197198, 770 nucleotides long. RefSeq lists its product as uncharacterized. The record is from RefSeq and is a predicted model, not a curated record. Lineage: Eukaryota; Fungi; Glomeromycota; Glomeromycetes; Glomerales; Glomeraceae.
UUUUUUUCUUUCAAAAAAGAAAGUAAUAAAUAAAAUUAUAAACCUUUUUUAACUUUCUCUGAGACAGUGAAAAAAAAUAAAAAAUAAAAUGGUUUCAAAGAAAUCCUUAUUUGUUUUCAACAUUUUAAUAAUUUUUCUCACAAUGUUCGCUUAUUAUGUGAAAGCAUACCCACAACAUGCGGGAACCUGUGAUGUUACGAAAGUUGAUAGUAGUCCUCAUGCAGGAAAUAAUGGUGAAAACAUUGUAAAAGGAGAUGGAGGAUACAAAAUUACGACAAAGAAAGAAUCAGAUAAUUAUGUUACUACUCUUAAUGGACCGGAACCUUUUCAAGGUCUUCUCAUUUAUGUUGAAGAUAAAAAUGGUACUCGUUUUGGAGAAUUUACUUUAGACAAUAAAAUGUUACAACAUAAGUCAUGUGAAGGAAUAGGUGAACAUAAUACUUUAACUCAUACUUCAAAGGAUCCAAAAAAUCUUCCUUUGGAUUUGAAAUGGAAAUCUGAUUCUAACUUUGAUGAGGCGGUUGUUCGUGCUGUUGUGGUGAUUAACUUCAAGCAUUGGUUUCACCUUGAUGAUGUGAAAUUUAAAUCUUCUUAAAUGUCUGUUUCAUUAAAAAUGAAUUAGUUAUUAUUUUUUUAUUUGCUAUAUAGACUUAUUUUUGUAUCAAUUAUUUGAAACAUGUUUAUUUUUAUAUAAUAUUAUUAGAAUAAAUAACAAUAGAAAAAAUUGGGCAAGAUUAUACUCAUGUCCAAACAAAAAUAAAAUUUUAUUU